This is a messenger RNA of Entelurus aequoreus (snake pipefish), 2786 nucleotides long. Its product is annotated as threonine synthase-like 1. NCBI's taxonomy places the organism in Eukaryota, Metazoa, Chordata, Actinopteri, Syngnathiformes, Syngnathidae. The record is from RefSeq and is a predicted model, not a curated record. Gene Ontology annotation, cellular component: cytoplasm.
AUGCCCCAUGUUGCUCUCAUAGCCCAGCGUGUUUCCCAGGUGCUGGUGGGCGAAGAAGGCCCGGGCCAUCUCGUUGAUGUGGUUGUAGGCCCCGAUGGAUUUGAAGUACUCAACGUAGUUCCAGAAGUCCGAGGUGGAAUACGGCCAGUAGGGGACGGCGGGUGGUUCGUCAUACGGCACUGAGAAGGGGGAUCAACACAGGGAAGUCACACUCACCUUUGACCUGGCUGAGUCACUGGUGGGAGAAUCUGCGGGCGGAAAGGAGAAGCUAGACGUUAGAGGAGAUUGCAGGGAUCAGAUUUUUGCUCGUGACGUCCCGCAUGCUGAUGCUUCCACUCUAAAGAGAGUAGAGCUCAGAGGCUGAGUGUGCUGCUGCUGCUGCAGAGAGCCUGGACCGCUAGACGCACCCACCCACUGGCCACACACAACUCCGAGGUUGAUCUGCCGCUCCUCAUCGGACAGCUGCGUCAUGGACCCCUGAUCCAUCUGCUCCGACAGAUACUUGUUGUACUCGUCCACGGCGCACUGCUCCUCCUCACUGCGAUGCUGCAAGUACCCGGGCACCUCGCCAUAAUCCUGCACGCCAAGAACAGGACAACAUGGGUUUGCUAAGUGCAAGCCACCUGGCGCUAAGAGCAGUCCGAUGCAGCCUGAGUCUGGCUCCCAAACCAAAGUCAUGGCUUUCCACUGCUGCUCUGAUGUCUGGUAGAGAAGAACAUCCUACUUAUGGGCCCACCUGGAGCAGGGAAGACCACAGUGGGGAGGAUAGUAGCCUGCAGACUUGGACUUCCUGCUGUUGAUGUAGAUGAUGAUGUCUUAGAGACAACAUGGAAGAUGCCCGUCGCGUCCAAGCUGGUUGCAGUCGGUGGAGAGCGAUUCCUGCAGGAAGAGGGUCAGGCGUUGUGUAACUUCUCAGCUUCUGGAUGUGUGGUUUCCCUCACAGGCUCCAACCCUCUUCACACUGAGGCCAUGCAGCACGUGAAAGGAAGCGGCGUGGUCAUCUACCUGGAUGUGGACAGCGAGGAGAUCCUGCAGCGAUUGCACAUAAUGAAGGUGGACAGGAUAGUGGGCCAGGAGGCGGGGCUGUCCAGGGACAUUCUGCGCUACAGGAAGCAGUUCUAUGAGAAAUGGCUGGACGUGCGGGUGCUGUGUGGCCGAGGGGACACGGCGGAGGAAGUAGCGGAGAAGGUGCUGCAGGCUGUGGAGAGAUACCACAACCGCGCAGAGACCUAUGUGUCCACCAGGAGUGACGGUGAGAGGUCGUCCAGUGAGACAACACGCUUCAGUGACGUGGUGGUGGAGGGUCUGGCCUCAAAUGGCGGUCUCUAUGUACCCAAGAAUGGCUUUCCAAAAAUGGGUGCUCGGGAGUGGUUGAGACUGGUUGAUAUGACCUAUCAAGAGCAAGCACUGGUGCUACUUGAGAAGUGCAUCCACCCGUUGGAUGUCUCGGCUUUGGAUCUGAGGAGAAAUGAUCUACAAGGCCUAACGCGUCCAACUUUUCCAGUGAGGAGGUGUGCACCUGUGAAGCACCUGAUCCACAAUACGUACAUCCAAGAGCUAUUCCACGGCCCCACCGCCUUCAUUCAAAGACCUCGCUUGCAGCUGAUGCCCCAACUCUUCGCCCACUGCCUCCCGCCCAUGUGCAACUAUCUCAUCCUGGUCGCCACGUCCGGCGACACAGGAAAGCGCCGUGCUCAGCGGCUUUGCAGCCUGCGCGGCGCCGAUAGACGCCGGACGGGAGUGCUGGUCUUCUUCCCCGAGGAGGGCGUGAGCGAAAUCCAGAAGCUGCAGAUGACUAGCGCCAACCAGAGCAACGCCAAGGCGGUCAGCGUGCGCUCUGACUUUGAUUUCUGCCAGAGAAGCAUCAAGGGGAUGUUCGGUGAGUCCGGCCUGACCGGGCACCUCGCUGUGGAGUACGGUACAGUUCUCAGCACCGCCAACUCCAUCAACUGGGCACGUUUAUUACCACAGGUGGUUUACCAUUCUACUGCGUACCUAAACUUGUGCCGGGAUGGCGUGAUCUGUUUCGGAGAGCCGGUGGACGUUUGCAUCCCAACAGGCAACUUUGGGAACGCCAUGUCAGCCGUGUACGCCAGGGAAAUGGGGAUCCCCAUAAGAAAAGUCCUAUGUGCUUCCAACCACAACCGCGUGGUCUCAGACUUGAUCAACACGGGCGACUACGAUCUCCGGGAGCGCCGUUUGAACCCGAGCCACUCCCCGGCUAUAGACAUCCUGAAGUCCUCCAACCUGGAGAGGUUCAUCUAUCACGUCUCAGACGGCGACGGCCGACUCGUCAAGGACUUGUUCGCACGCUUAGACAGACAGCAGCACUUUCGACUUCCUGGCCCGCUUCUUGGCAGGAUUCAGCAGGAAGUGCAGGCCGGCUGGUGCUCUGAAGCGGACUGCCUGGCCGCCAUCCGGAGCGUCCACGCGCAGGCCGGCUACAUCAUGGACACGCACACUGCCGUGGCGAAAGUUGUGGCCGACAGGCUGCAGGACGCCACGUGUCCCGUAGUGAUUUGUUCCACCGCCCACUACGGCAAAUUUGCGCCCGCUGUGUUCAAAGCUCUGCAAAUGGAGAAUAUGCCACAGGGUCCUUUGGAGCAGCUGGAAACGCUGCGGCGGACCGCGGCCAUACCAGGAACGCACAGGGACAUCAUGACAUGCGUCAGAGGAGGAUACAGACAGGGACACCCGGUUUGUGAAGCAGACUAUAGCGUGUUGGUAGAAGAAGUGGAGAACAUGAUACAAGACUCCUUCCUCAAAGUGAUGUAGACCUGGUAUGA